Leptopilina heterotoma is the source of this 1179-nucleotide messenger RNA. RefSeq names its product ATP-dependent DNA helicase PIF1-like. Bases 1 to 1179 code for a protein of 392 amino acids. Gene Ontology annotation, biological process: telomere maintenance; DNA repair. The transcript is spliced from 3 exons. The record is from RefSeq and is a predicted model, not a curated record. Gene Ontology annotation, molecular function: DNA helicase activity. NCBI's taxonomy places the organism in Eukaryota, Metazoa, Arthropoda, Insecta, Hymenoptera, Figitidae.
AUGGAAGAAGCAUUGAUUGAGGCAGAAGCAGUUAUUGAUAGUGACGAAGAAAACAAUUCUGAAAUCGAAAUUGACUUAAACAAUAAAUUUGAAGUUGAUAUUUUUGAUCAAACAAACAACAAUAAUAAUAAUAAUAUAAAGAAAUGUUUACAUGAUGAAAAUAUAAAACAAAUAAAUAGAAUUGCUGUACCAGUAGUUAAUAACAAGGAAACAAUUUUCCAACUUAUGACUGAAUUGAAUAAAAAACAAAGACUUAUUGCAAUGCACAUUUUAAAUUGUUUUAAAAUGGACAAAUUACCUUUAAGAAUAUUCAUUAGUGGAUCAGCAGGUGUGGGUAAAAGUAAACUUAUAGACACAAUUUAUCAAUUAAUUUCUAAUUAUUUGAAUGAAAAUCCGAAUUUCAAUCCUGAAACAAUUAAGAUAUUGUUAUGUGCGCCAUCUGGUAAAGCAGCUUUUUUAAUUAAUGAAGUCACAUUACAUACAGCAUUCGCUUUACCAAUAACUCAAUAUGGAGGACAAAUUUCAGAGCUUUCUUCAAAUGUCGCAAAUAAUUUAAGAGAGAAAAUUAAUGAUGUAAAAUUAGUUAUAAUAGAUGAAAUUUCGAUGGUAGGAAGUUGUACACUGUCAAGAGUGGACUUUCGAUUAAGGCAAAUUAAAGGUAUCAAUGAAAGUUUUGGAGGUAUUUCGGUCAUUCUUGUUGGAGAUUUAUAUCAAUUACCGCCAGUGAUGGACAGAGCUAUAUAUUUACCACCAAAGGAUUUGACAUUAAACGUUUUUGCUCAAAAUAUUCUGUGGGAUGAAUUCUAUUAUUUUGAAUUAACAGAAAUUAUGAGACAAAAGGAUGACGUAAAAUUUAUUAAAGCUUUAAAUAACCUAGCAAAUGGACAAUUAUCGACAGAUGAUGUAAAUCUUUUUUCAUCAAGAAUUGUUAAAGAAAACGAAGUUCCUGAAGAUGCAAUUCGAUUGUAUGUAGAAAAUAAAAUGGUUGACAUGUAUAAUGACAAAAAAAUAAAGAAAAGUGAUAAAAUUUGUUAUGUAUCAACAGCUAUAGAUCAUAUUUUAGAUAGAUUAAGGAUUGAAAGAGAGGAAGAUCGAGAACGAGAUUAUCUGAAGAGGGCUGAAAAUCAGCCGAAACGUUUUGACGUGCAAUUAAAUUGUAAAUGUACAAUAAGUGACUAA